Penicillium crustosum is the source of this 810-nucleotide messenger RNA. RefSeq lists its product as uncharacterized. NCBI's taxonomy places the organism in Eukaryota, Fungi, Ascomycota, Eurotiomycetes, Eurotiales, Aspergillaceae. The transcript has a single exon. The coding region runs from base 1 to 810 and encodes 269 amino acids. The record is from RefSeq and is a predicted model, not a curated record.
AUGGUUCCCACAUGUGCUACCGGAUAUCAACUCGCCCCGUUUGCCAAUCCUAAAUCUUUCCAAGAUGACUGCAGUGGCUCGAAGUCUCGCGUGAUUUGCUGUCCUGUGGAUGCUAUGCCAGAAUCGUGUACUUGGAGAGGCAGCGAGACCAGCCGUUCGUGCCAUGGUCAAUGUCAAGCUGGUGAAGUGACCCUUUUACACUCCCGCCAUUCGACUACAAACUGCUAUAAACUCGGCUUCCAGGCUGCCUGUUGUUCAGCCGGUACAUACUCGAAUCUCAUUGAUGCAUGUUACAUUGGCAAGACUUCCGACGUAACCAAUGGAUGGGGCGUCAAUAAACAGACUUGCCCCUCUGGAUACAGCAAGAUUUCUGAAGUAUUCGGAUUAGGACCAGGAGACAUUAGUUGGCUGCCAAAGGGCGGGCGUUAUUUCCCUAUAUGCUGCCCAAGUUCCAGUGCAUUCCAAAAUUGUCACUGGGUAGGCAAAGGGACCUGCGAUGACGAUGAAUGCAGCGACACAGAUGUUGAGUUCAUGACAGAUGCCUUUGGCAUGAGCAAUUCCCAAUGUGCCAAUGGUUUGAACAACCGAAAGAAGGUACUGUGCUGCAAUCAACCAAAAAAUGUCAGUCCAUUUCUGCCCGUUGCGCUGGAUAAAGUCUUCCCAACCCUUCCACAAAAGUCAGAUUAUCCAGAAUUUGACCUGCAACUUUUGGGUGGAGAUCGCAAGCCGACUGUGAAUGAACCAAACCAGCAGACAUUUGGAAUGGUGAUCAUUGACGGGCCACCGGGGACUGUCGAUAACCUCAAGUGA